GGAAGAGGAAGAUACGUUAGCUUGCAUGUGCUUUGGUCCUGUGUGUUUUGGUUUUUUUUGUCUAUUUGUUUAAUUUUUUUUUCAACCCUGUCGAAGCGAGUGGUUAAUUUUAAUGAGCACAUGAUGAUCCGCAGACGCAAGAGUACUAUACAAAAAUACGACCCUCCCUAUUCGAAGAAACCGGCGCCCAAAGCCUACAGUGAGCGCUCUAGCAAUCACCAUCCGGAGGUUGUGGCGCUUGAUAAUGUCAACAAAAUUCUUACCUUUGGAAGUAUGCCUACUUACAGCUGCGACCAACGUGUGUUAUUCCAACAGCAACCAAACGUGACCGCAGACGGCUCGCGACUCAAGGAGCACAAGACGCCGAUGAAGAGGAUGGGAGGAAUGUACGAUGAGGAUGGAGGUACGGGCGCCGAAGACGUUGUCUCUGUCAUUGAUCUACCACCUAACAGUUUGACAAAGUUACCUGAGAAGGGAAUUUUAAAGAAACACGGUGGUUACGGACUACCAGACAGCGCCAUGGUGGCUCAAACCUUGAGCAGCUUGAACGGGUACCACGGAGAACUAAUGGAGGCCCUGAGGAAUGCGACGAGCCACCGCGGGAUGUCAGGAACUCCCUCAGGUUCUGGGAACCUGAUGGACGACGAGAUGAUCCGUAAGUCGCUGGCAGAGUGCGGCUACCCGGACGGAUAUCGAAAGGCGACCGCGGACUCAGGGCAGGACAACAUCGACAAUCAGGACGAUGACGACGAGGAGGACGUUCCUCCCACCUGCGGGCCUAUCCGGAUCCGCACCCUCGAGGACAUAAUCCGGCAAUUAGAGGUCCACUCCGCACGGCACAUGAGUCCGAACGGAUCUGAGGACAUGCGGAUUUCCGAGAACGAGGGGGACCGGCACUACCGGAUAGACUCUUCUGUCUGUAGCGAGUCCUCCCAGGGAAGCAGAAGGUGCAGCCGCGGUCGCGAGGAUGAUCGAUUCGUCUACGGUCGAUAUCGUCAGCCGUCGUCGCGAAGCCCGUACGGCACUCACCAGCAUUCGCACCAGCAUUCCCACCAAAUGCACGAGGAGGAGGGAAUCUAUGAAACAGCCGAUCCUGACAGAGGCUCAAACACUAGGGGCGAAACGCCCGAUAGCGAAAGUGAUGCAUUUAUUCAAGCUCAACAACAAUUAGCCCGGUGGACGAGUGAGGAUCGGCUCCAACAUCGGGCGCCACAACAGCCGCCACCGUCUCCGCCGCCAUCGACAGCUGUUCAUCUUCGUCAAGUUCAUCUUCAUCAGCCGCAACAACUAUUGGUCACCCAGCCGCCAACUUCAAAAGAUCAAUUGCCGAUACGAGAUCGGGGAUAUUAUCCACCACCGUCAUCAGCGCUGGCGCCCAAAGAUCUAAAUGGACUACAAGAUGUUGACGGACUAGGCAAAAAUAGCCGGAUUAAUGUUAACGGCGAAGCCAUAAAUGCUCAAUCCCACCAACAAAUAAUGAUUAAUAAUAAUAAAAGUAAAUUAUUGGUUAAAAAAUGUCCCGAUGUAUGUACCGGAGUCGAUGUGAAUCAAUUGCCUAAUAUUAAUAAUACUAAUACUGAUACUGAUACUAUUAAAAAAAAAAAUAUAAAUAAAAAUAAAAAAAGUAAAUGCCCACUAGACGAUAAUGAUGAUGAUGGUGAUGAUGAUGAUGAUGGUAGAAUAGAUUGUAACAUAAUAAAUAACGAUGAUAAUACCCCUAAUGAAUUAAUUACCAACACUAGUGAUAACGAAAAUACUGCCCUACUACCCCCUACGCAUUUUCCUGAGUACAAGCAUUGA
Molecule: messenger RNA, 1800 nt
Organism: Cotesia congregata
Lineage: Eukaryota; Metazoa; Arthropoda; Insecta; Hymenoptera; Braconidae
Source: the annotation of a GenBank genome assembly